AUAAUUUUAAAAUAAAUGAACAAAUAUUUUGUAUUCAGUGCCAUCCUUUGAUUAGUAAUAUGAUCAGCCUUUGCACAGGAGAAUAGAGACUGGUUCCUAACUCUAGAGGAAAUGUGUCAAACUUAUGGAUAUGAGUACGAAGAGCACCUAGUUACUUCAGAUGAUGGAUAUGUGACAAUGCUCCAAAGAAUCAGAGCUAGGCUAGGAGAUGAAGAUCAAAACAGAGAGCCCUUCUAUAUAAGCAUGUUCCCUGGAGCAUUUGAAGCAGCCCUCUUUUUACGAGGACCUGAUGAGUCACCUGGUUUCCGUAUUGUGGAUGCAGGAUUUGACUUGUGGUUUUUGAACCCGAGAGGCUCUGCAAAUUCGUUAGGCCAUGUUAAUCAUGAUAUCACCCCUGCUGAGUAUUGGCACUACGAUCUUGUUGAUAUGGCCCAAGACCAAAUUGCAGCUUUGAAUUUUAUCCUUGAUACUACAGGGUAUUCUCAAGUGCAUGCACAAGGUUUCUCCACAGGAGGGUUAUUGCUAGGUUAUGCAAUUGCUCUGAAUCCUGAAUUCUUCAAUCCUCGUAUCAGCUCAUUACACUAUGUUGCUGGAACAAUGAAUUACGCUAACACCAGAUCUUUCCAAUAUCAAUUCCUCGCUAGUAUUCCUGAUGUUUUAGCUACUCUUGAAGAUUUCGGAUUCUACCAGACUUCAACCCCAAAUAUUCCCAUAAAUGUAUUGCAAGGAACAUCUUGCUCUUUGAUGCCUCACGUUUGUAUUUACUUGUGGCAAUUUGCGGGCAUCCCAGCUGAUCCAAACUAUGACGAUACAGAGGGAUUCUCGAACUAUCUAUACAGAGGACUACCAGGAUUCGGCACUCAUUUAAUGGCACACAUCGUCCAAAGCUUUAGAACCAAACAAGUGUCCUAUUUCGAUUACGGAGAGGAAGGAAACCUUGAAGCAUAUGGUCAGGCUGAACCUCCAAGGAUUCCUUAUGAGAAUCAUGAUCUCCCAGUCGCAAUGUACUAUUCCUAUGAAGAUGAUUAUGCUGAUAUGGAAGAUGCAGAAUGGUUUGCUGAUAUUCUUGGAGACACAGUCGUGACCUUUAAUAAAUACUCCGGGUACUCUCAUUUCUCAUUUGAAAUUGGAAAGGACAUGUACUACCUUGAUGACAUGUUUGAUGUAUUACAAGACUAUCCAAUCGAAGUAUCAAGCAACUAAUGCUGUAGCCUAAGCAUCAUUAAAUUUCAU
Molecule: messenger RNA, 1233 nt
Organism: Moneuplotes crassus
Lineage: Eukaryota; Ciliophora; Spirotrichea; Euplotida; Euplotidae
Source: the annotation of a GenBank genome assembly